This is a messenger RNA of Vicia villosa (hairy vetch), 4142 nucleotides long. Its product is annotated as zinc finger BED domain-containing protein RICESLEEPER 3-like. The transcript is spliced from 2 exons. Bases 212 to 3961 code for a protein of 1249 amino acids. Gene Ontology annotation, molecular function: DNA binding; protein dimerization activity. NCBI's taxonomy places the organism in Eukaryota, Viridiplantae, Streptophyta, Magnoliopsida, Fabales, Fabaceae. The record is from RefSeq and is a predicted model, not a curated record.
ACAGGACCUUAUCAAAACACAACGAGCCAUUCUAUCCCCUCUCUAACUUUAGGUCCAAUUAGCAUCGGGUUCCUUUCCAAGCCCAAUCUCUUUCUAAACCCUAGAUCUCGCUUCCGUCACGCCGGAAGCCCUAGCUUCCGCAUUCGGCGCCGCCGUGCCGCGUUCCAGUCAGAUUCCGUCAACACAGCUGGCAGGAGGACAUACUAAUAGGAUGGCUACUCUUGAAGAAGGUGAAGUGGUGGCGACCCCUGAUGUAAAAGAUGAAUCGAUCAAUACCGACAAGAUGGAUGUUAUUGAAGAAGACAAAUUAGUGGCGACCCCUGUUGUAAAACAAGAGCCAAACAGUCCUGGCUCUCAACCUGGCAACGAUCUUGAAAAUUCUGAAAUUCUGUCUAACAAUAAUGUGGAAAAUUUGAAGUCACAGCCCAUCAAGGAUCUCUGCGAUUCCGAAGCACACCCUAGUGAAGGACUUUCUGCAUCUGAAUCCCUGCCUACCGAUGGUGUUGCAGAUGAGUUGGACAACACAAAAGAAUGUCAGAAAAAUGAGCUGGAGAAUUCUGAAUCACUGCACAACAACCAGGUUGGCAAUGCUGGGGCUGCAGAAGACAACCAACCAAUUGAUUUGGAGGCAACACUUGAUACGCCGCUGGACAACUCUGAAGCUGCUCCUGGUGAUCUACUUGUUGGUUCUGAAGCUACUACCGACAAGAAGGCUUCCUCAGGGGCACAGCCCAGCAACCAAGUGGUUGAUUCUCAAGCAUUGCCAAACAAUGCUGUGGUUAAUUCUGAAAUGCAGACAAGUAAUGAAGCACCUCACAGUGAUGAGGCGGUUGCAUCUGAAACACACAAUAGAGAUGAAUUGGUUGAAUCUGAAAAACAGCACAACAACGAGAGGGUGCUUGUAUCUGAAACACAGCACAUUGAUGAGAUUAUUGUUUGUGAAGCACAACACAACACUGACGUGGUUGUAUCGGAAACACAUGGCAAUGAUGAAGUGGUCAUGUCUGAAGCACAGCCCAGUAGUGAAGUGGUAUUGUCGGACUCACAUCUGAGCAAUGAGGUGGUCAUAUCUGACUCACAGCCGAGCAAUGAGGUGGUCAUAUCUGACUCACAGCCGAACAGUGAGGGUGUUUUUUCUGACACACAGCCCAGCAAUGAUACCGUCAUACAUGAAUCACAAAUUACUCAUGACGUGGUUGUGUUUGACACAGAGCCCAACAAUGAGACUGUCAGUCAUGAAGUAGGGGUUUGCAAUGAUGCAGUUAUGUAUGACACACAGCCCAACAAUGAUGUAGACAUGUCUGACACGCAGCCCAACAAUGAGAGUGUCAUGCACGAAGCAGGGAUCAUCCAUGAUGCAGCUGUGUCUGGCACACAGCCUAACAAUGAGGUAGUCAUGUCUGAGACACAACCCAACAAUGAGACUGUCGUGUAUGAAGAACAAAUCAGUAAUGAGACUGUAAUGCACGAGGCACAAAUCAGCAAUGAUGUGGUUGUAUCUGAAGCUCAGCCUGAGAAUGAGUUAAGCAAUUCAACAAUGUAUCCCAACAAUCAGAUCUCCAAUCAAGAAAUUCUUCUUGAUAGUCAUCAGUUUUCUAAUCUCCAUAUGAUUCCUGAAGAUCAACUGCCUCAACCUGAAUCACUGCCUAAUGCUGAAUCGCCGCAUAGCUCUGAACCAGGGGCAGACAGUCACAACACAGAUGUCAAACCAGUAUCCCAUAAUCAUUUGCAAGAGUAUGAUACAAUGCCGAACAACCAUCUGGACCAUCAUGAGGCACUGGCCAACCAUCAUCAGUUGGCUAACUCUGAAACACUGCCCCAUGAUCAGCUAGCCAAUUCCCAGAUGAUGACUCACUACGACCUGGCAAAUAGUGAAACAUUUCACAGCAAUCAGAUCAAUUCUCAAGCACACUAUGAGAUAGUCAAUGCUAACGAUUUUCCCAGCUAUGAAAUAGUAAAUGCUGAAACUCCACUAAACCAUGAAGAACAUACCCCAGAGACACAGCCAAAUAAGAGGAGGAAAAAAAAGUCUAUAGUCUGGGAACACUUCACCAUAGAAACAGUUAGUGCUGACUGUAGAAGGGCAUGUUGCAAGGAAUGUAAGCAAACUUUUGCCUACAGUACUGGACCUAAAGUUGCUGGUACCAGCCACCUUAAACGGCACAUUGCCAAAGGGGCAUGCCCAGCUCUUCUGCGUAGUUUAGAUCCAAAUCAGUAUGCCCCGUAUACCCCGCGUUCAAGGGGAAGUGGUGCUGGCAAUGCUAGCAGCAAUACACCAAAACGGCGUUAUAGAACUGCUAGCACACCUUACACGAUUUUUGAUCAAGAUCGUUGUCGUCAAGAGAUUGCUAGGAUGAUCAUUAUGCAUGAUUACCCCCUUCACAUGGUUGAGCAUCCAGGAUUUGUUGCAUUUGUUCAAAAUCUGCAACCCCAGUUCAACAUGGUGACCUUUAAUACUAUUCAAGGAGACUGUGUCGCAACUUACCUGAUGGAAAAGCAAAACCUUAUGAAGUAUUUUGAUGAAAUACCAGGACGCAUUGGUCUGACCCUGGACACGUGGACCUCAAGUCAAUCUGUAGGGUAUGUGUUUAUCACAGGACAUUUUGUUGAUAGUGAUUGGAAGUUGCAGAGGAGAAUUCUCAAUGUUGUGAUGGAACCAUACCCUGAUUCCGAUUCUGCGCUCAGCCAUGCUGUAUCUGUCUGCAUUUCUGAUUGGAACUUGGAGGGAAGAUUAUUUACUGUUACAUGUAAUCAGCCACUGACUGAAGGCACCAUUGAGAAUCUCAGACCUCUACUCUCUGUAAAGAAUCCACUUAUCUUCAAUGGCCAGUUGCUAAUUGGAAGUUGCAUUGCCCGUACUUUAAGCAAUGUUGCAUAUGAUUUGUUGGGCUCAGCACAAGACAUUGUCAAUAAAAUUCGGGAAAGUGUGAAAUAUGUGAAGACUUCAGAAUCUCAUGAGGAAAAAUUCAUGGAUCUUAAGCAGCACCUUCAGGUACCUAGUGAAAGGAGCCUUUUUAUUGAUGACCAAACCAAAUGGAAUACAACAUAUCAAAUGUUGGUUGCAGCUUCUGAACUGAAGGAAGUCUUUUCUUGUUUAGACACUUCUGAUCCUGAUUACAAAGGAACCCCGUCUGUUCAAGAUUGGAAGCUUGUUGAGAUCCUUUGCGCAUACUUGAAACCCCUUUAUGAUGCAGCAAACAUUCUUAUGACACCAACUUAUCCCACUGCUAUUACAUUCUUUCAUGAAAUUUGGAAAUUACAUUUGGAUCUUGCCCGUGCUGUUAUGAAUGAGGAUCCCUUCAUUAGCAACCUUACUAAAUCCAUGCAUGAAAAGAUCGAGAAGUACUGGAGAGAUUGUAGUCUGGCUUUGGUGAUUGCUGUAGUUAUGGAUCCUCGUUUCAAGAUGAAGCUUGUUGAGUUCAGUUUCACAAAAAUAUAUGGUGAGGAUGCUCAUGUGUAUGUCAAGAUUGUUGAUGACGGAAUUCAUGAGCUGUUUCAUGAGUAUGCAACCCUUCCUCUGCCACCGGCAUACACGGAAGAAGGAAAUGCUGGAAGUAACAUGAAGAUGGAAGGAUCCCCUGGAGGAACUUUGUUGUCAGAUAAUGGUCUUACAGACUUUGAUGUCUACAUCAUGGAAACUUCUACCCAUCAGACGAAGUCUGAAUUGGAUCAGUAUAUGGAAGAAUCACUAUUGCCGCGAGUGCCAGACUUUGAUGUAUUAGGUUGGUGGAAGCUAAAUAAACUCAAGUACCCCACACUGUCUAGGAUGGCUCGAGACAUAUUGUCUAUUCCUGUUUCUACUGUUCCUCAUGACUCCGUCUUUGAUAAAACGAAUAAAGAAAUGGAUCAGUAUCGAAGUUCCUUGCGUCCAGAGACAGUGGAAGCACUUAUUUGUGCCAAGGAUUGGAUGCAGUAUGGAGCACCUGAAUCUUCUACUGCACUUGUGAAAAUGGAAAUCUAGAUUUCAUGCUGUGAUGGAAAUCUAGAUUUCAUGUGGUUGUACCCAUUAUAUUUUUAGGUUCUCUUGUAUUUUACUUUUAGCUCAGUUCUCUUUUAGGCUAUAUUGUAGUAUUUGAGAGAUUAUUUGGAUGAUUCAUCUUGAAUAUUUAAAUUUUAAACUAUGAUCUAGCUUUUCUUUUAGA